UGUCAAAUCCGCUGUCGUUGUCGGACCCCGGUCCCGUUCUAUAAAUCGGUACUUCGAUGUCGGUCAGUAGUCGGUAUUCUAGGUACGCCUGCAGUUUAACUUUUUUUCUGUUUAUUUUGUAAAGCAUCUCUCGUAAGAAAGUUAACACGCAUGAGCAUAAAAAGAGAAUUAAAUUAUCCAUCAAACCAUUUAAUCAAGUUACUAUAAAGAUAAGCGCUUGCGGCUAAUACAAUGGAGCUGCAGGCCCUGCUAGUACUGUGUGGGAUUGGGGUGACUGGAGCUGCAGUGCUUCUUCUCAUGGGGCUAUUCUCAGCAUCUGGAACUAGCUAUGAGGAAGCAAUAGCUCAGCAACGACGAGCAACAAAUGAACUGCUUGCACUAGCUGAAAAUAAAAAUAAAUCUAAAAAGACCAACAAAAAAGCUAACAAGAAGUUAGCAAAGAAGGAAAAGAAAGAACAUAUCACAGCAGCGACAGGAAGUGAACCAGAAAGCGAAGCCCCAGCUGAAAGUGGAGUAGAUGAGGAUACAGUUCCUACAAAGCCUCAUGUUGAAUUCAGUCCUCCUGUUGUAGUGGAACUACCGACUGACACACCACCCAACAUCAAGAUUCGCAAACGCGGCAAGGAUCCUAAAGUAAAGCCGAUAUUAAUUAACAAAGAGGAUCCGAGUUGUGUUAGCGAUCCGAGCGCGGCGGCCACGCCGGUCGCGGAGGUUUCUAACCACUUUGAGGAAAUGCACCCCAAGGACGACUUUGAAUUAUUGCACGCUACACUAGAAAAAGUCGCGGAGAAGAAGGAGGAGGUAGCAGAAAAGAAGGAACAUAAAGUUUCGAAACAAGUGAAGAGCGGUAAAGCUGCUCCGAAACAGAGUCAGGAUUCCGUGAAGGAGGAAAUUACACGCGAUCGACCAAACAACGGUGAUGCGCCUCUCGAACAACGCAAAGUUAAAAAGUUAGAAAAGAAGGUGGCCAGCGAAACGGCAGGUGAGGAGGUGGUGCCACCGCUGAACGUUCCGCAGCCGAGCGAGCUCACCACGGACAAGUUGCUGCGGAACGCGCUCCCGGCCGCCGCGCCCGCGCCCCCCGCGCCCGCACCCGCACCCGCACCCGCCGCCCCCGCCGCCCCCGCGCCCGCGCCCUCCCCGCCCGCCAAGGGCAAGAAGAAGAAGACCGAGCAGAACAUGCUCGCGAUUAUUGGCGGCGACGGCGGCGGCGUGUCGGCGAGCGAGCUGGUGCGCGUGGUCCGCGAGGCGGCGCUGUCCCGCACCGACAUCCAGGUGCUCACCGACGCGCUGCUCAACAAGCACCACGACCAGCUGCCCGAGCACUCCGAGUGGACCGAGGGUCCAAACGAUCCAAUGCAGAAAUUAAAAAAACAGUUAGCGGAUAAAGAAAAGGCCCUCGCUGAUGAAAUUGAAGCCUCUCAAGCGCUGCACGCUAAAUUGAAGGAGCUCAGGACGAACCUCAACGCGGAGCGCGGGCGCGCCUCGGCCGCCGGCCGCGCCGCCGAGCAGGCCGCCGCCGCCGCGCGCGCCGAGCAGCACACCCUGCAGGCGCGCCUGCAGCGCCUCCUCGACGACAACCACGCGCUCGCGCAGGACAAGCUCAUGCUCCAGUCCAAGCUGAGCGAGGAAAGCGAGGCGCAGGCGCAACGCGUCCAGAUGGAGAUGCACAUCCAGAGGCUAUCGGAGGCGGAGGCGGCGCUGGUGGUGCAGCUGGGCGCGCUGCAGGCGGAGGCGGGCGCGCGCGCGGUGGAGGCGGGGCAGGCGCGCUGCGACGCCGCCGCGGCGCGCGACGCGGCGCUGCUCGCGCAGCAGCACGGCGCCGAGCUGGCGCAGCAGCUGCAGGAGGCCAACCGCGUAUACGCGGAGUUGGAGCAGCAGCGGCAGUGCGCCGUGCACGCGGAGCAGCUUGCGCAGCAGGAGCUGCGGCAGCUGCAGGCGCGCCUCGCGGGUCUUACUGAAGCUCAAAACGAGGUGCAGCGUGUCACGAGCCGCGCGCAGGCCGCGGAGAGCGCAGCGGACAAAAUUAAAGAAGACAUGGAGAAGGAUAAGCAAGAGUUAUCAAAAGAGAUCGCACAAUUGCGAGAACAGCUUGCCGCCCGUGAGACUGAGUUGGCUGAACUGAAGCAACUAAAAGCAGUUCCUGCUCAAAAUGGAUUGCCUCCUACUAGUAAUACCGACGGGCAGAAGGCGGCGGAGCUUGCUAAAGUUGAAAGCGUAGUCGAAUCUCUUCGGAAUGAACUUGCAUCAGCACAGAAGAGUAGUUCAGAGCAAAGAGAACAGCUGGCGAGUCUGCAGGAACAACUCGCUCAGUACAGGGAGAAGAACAACGAGUUGCGAACUAAAAACUGGAAAGUAAUGGAGGCGUUACAAACAGCCGAAAAGGCUCUCGCGACGAGAGCGACGCCCGCGAUGCCGGCCCAAGACGCCGAAGCUGUGACGAGAGCCGAGGCGCAACAUUUCAAUGAAGUAGCAAAUGUCCUGCGAUCUGUAUGCCCUACAAUUGAUCCUACUUCCAAGGUGGGAAUGGAAUGGCUGCAAACUUUUGCAAACACCCUCAAAAAAGAACUCGAAGCGAAGGAAGCUGAGAAGAAACGAGUCGAACAGGACCUGGCUUCAAAACUGUCGGAAAAAGACAACGAGAGAAAGCAACUCGAAGCGGUCUUGCAGAAAAAAAUACAAGAAAAAGAAUUGUUAGCAAAGGAAAUCGAAAGCAAAUUGCAACAACAAAUACAAGAGAAAGAGUUAGCUAAGAAUAGAAUUGAAAGUGAAUUACAGCAAAAGUUGAAAGAAGAAUUAACCUUCAGAAAGCAAGUAGAGAGUGAGCUGCAUAAGAAGAAAGAGGUCAAAGUAGUGAAGGAAAGAGUGGAAGUGACGGAUGAGUCGCGCGUUAAAGAUUUAGAAGCACAGAAUGAGCACUUACAGAGCCUCGUCGACAAGUACAAGAGAAUAAUUGAUGAUACCGAAGGCGUGCUGAGUCGGCUGCAGCAGAACGUGACGCGCGAGGAGCAGCGCUGGGCGCAGCAGCUCGCCGACAAGCAGCGGGACCUCGACACGCUGCGCUCCAGCACCAUGCUGCAGGAACCUCUGGCGUUUGCAUACUCCUGCAUUGAGAAAUCGUUGCCUACCAUCGUGGCAGAGAUGCAGAAUAAAAUUGAUUCGCUUCAGGCGGAGUUACAGAAGUUGCAAUCGAAGAAUCACAGUAACAGCUUUGCGGACGCGGAAAGACUAACGGAGGAAAGGUUAAUGGCAGGUUUAUCUGAUAAACACGAUACAGAUGUGCACAACGGACCAAUACAGGUUGGACUAGUUGAGAAUUAAAAAUUAGAAAAUGUACAAAUCUUUUCUGGAGCGCAACUCGCAACUCCGGCGCAUCAAUCGCACUCGCCUUCACUGCCGCUUAUACGAUAAGGUUUUUCGAUAAUUACCUAACAAAUGAAAACGUAGGAUAAACUGAAAUAUUUUGUACAGUAGGCACUUUACUUUUUUUAGUAUGUGGUUUAAAAACUAACAGUUCGGUGAAGUGACCAGAUUUUUAAAUUACUGUUAAGGUGUUAGUACUGCAUUGUAAAUCUUGAUGUUUAAAAAUUAAUGCCACCUUUGUAUAAAGCUCAAUCGUCAAAAGUAUAAUUUUACUAAAUGUUUCUAAUUUAGUUCCUAACUUUUUGUUUUUUAUAAAAUCGUCCUCAAAUAUCCAUAAAAGAAAACAUGGAACACAUGCAGUGAAUGAGUGCUAUUAAUGGACGUGUAACAAAUUAGGUGAGUCCUGAUGAUAUCACAACUGAAAUGUUAAUAAUGUCUAUAUAAAAUCACAUAAUAUCUUCUUACAUAAUAAGAUUUCAUGUGAUAGAUAAUAAUACAUAUUACAAUAAACUAAGCUUGAGAAACCCUAUUAUGAUACUUUUAUUAAAUUAGUAAUAAUUGAAUCUUUCGGAUAUUAUUAUAUUUAAUAUUAUUAUUUACUCAGCCUGAAAUGAAAGUUUAUUCAUGAACUAUUGACCUCUAUUGAUAACAGAAAUUGGUUAGUUACAAUAAUAAAGUUUAUUUUAUUUUUUUUUGAAUUUUUGAUACAUAUUGGUUAUUAUAACUUUAACAUAAAAUUAUGAAUAUGACAUGAAAUUUUUUAUUCCUAGUAGAUGUAAAGUGUAUGUCGGUCACGUAUUUUUAGGACUGUAUUAGUUAAAGAAUUGUAUGCAACAUUAUGUAGCUUCAACAAUCUGAUCGUGAUUUAUCAAUUUGUUGAAUGUUUCAUUAAUGCGACUCGUGAUUUAAAGAUAGUAAAACUAAUUUAAAAAGUUUCAAUAGAAUAUUUUACAAUUAAAAAAUAAGAACAAACUUAUGCAAGAAUUUAAAAUGAAAAUUGUGAUAAAAUUAUGUAGCUAUUUUUAGUUUUUUUCUAAUGAUUGCAAAUCUGUAAUAAUAAUCGUCUUGAUUUUAUUGAAAUCAGUUUUAUCUUCUUUCAAUCUUUAAAUCGCGUUUCAAAAUUUAUUAUUGUGAUCAUUUAAUCAAAUUAAUCUAAGACGACGUAUAGUUAGGUAUAUAUGUAGUUAAAUUGAUAUAUAUUUUUGUCUUAUUUUAAUUAUCCUGUUGCUUUUUAAUAUAACUUUAGUAAUAUAUUUUAUAUUGAAAAAAAAAUAAUUGAAUUUGGCAGAUUCGUUUUAUUUGCAAAACUAAAUCGUGUGUGCAUUUUAUUUAUUUAAGGGAAUGUUAUUUACUAUUUAGAGGUAUAUUAUUUAUAACUUUUGUACUAGUGCAUAAUCAUUUCUGUCAGUGCCUUAGAAUAAGAUUUAAAUUUGAUAAGCUGACUGUUUAAUUUCUAGUAAUAACGAAAUAAAAUGCAUGUUAAUGAUUAAGUUAUUAUUGAAUUGUAAAUUUUUUUUAAUCUGUUGGAUACACACAUCUUCAAUGACGUGGGAUGUGUUGAAUGUUGGCGUAAAUUUUAAAUGAAUAUUAGCUGCUUACGUCUAAUUUUUUUAAAGCUAAUGAUUUAAAUUUCAUGCAAAUUUUACAAAUAACGCCAACACUAAAAAGCGUAUAUUUAUAAAAGAAUUGUCGUGUCAAAUGUCCUGAGUAUUGUAUUUGCUGUAGUAAUAACGAACUUAAUUGUAUAAGCCAAUUUAUAUGAAAAUUCAUAUACUAGAUAAAGACAUUAUCAAAUAAAAUAUUUCUAUGAUUA
Messenger RNA from Vanessa tameamea, 5176 nucleotides. Its product is annotated as calponin homology domain-containing protein DDB_G0272472. The transcript has 22 exons. Gene Ontology annotation, cellular component: endoplasmic reticulum membrane. The record is from RefSeq and is a predicted model, not a curated record. Lineage: Eukaryota; Metazoa; Arthropoda; Insecta; Lepidoptera; Nymphalidae. The coding region runs from base 232 to 3321 and encodes 1029 amino acids. Gene Ontology annotation, biological process: protein transport.